Spizellomyces punctatus DAOM BR117 is the source of this 2991-nucleotide messenger RNA. RefSeq lists its product as uncharacterized. Gene Ontology annotation, biological process: spindle assembly; meiotic cell cycle; mitotic cell cycle. Lineage: Eukaryota; Fungi; Chytridiomycota; Chytridiomycetes; Spizellomycetales; Spizellomycetaceae. The coding region runs from base 44 to 2923 and encodes 959 amino acids. The transcript is spliced from 12 exons. The record is from RefSeq and is a predicted model, not a curated record. Gene Ontology annotation, molecular function: gamma-tubulin binding; microtubule minus-end binding. Gene Ontology annotation, cellular component: spindle pole; gamma-tubulin small complex; equatorial microtubule organizing center.
GGAAGCACGUCUGGUGCAAUGCGCUGAUCGUACAUUUAACGCAAUGAGCGAUCAGUUGCGCCGCCAGGUUAGUUUUGACGAAACUGACCUGAGCGAGCUGGAGUAUGGCAGUCCGAUCGGUGGGUUUGGGCUAUCUCGAAAUAUACUUAGAGGAAGCAGCGGCGUGGCGAAAAUGGAUUCAACCCCGACCGGUGUGAUUGGCACUGGUCGGUUGUCCAGUAAAUCGGUCAGUCGCUCGCGAUCUAUGGGGAAUUUUGAUGAAACUAAGGCCAGAGGCAAGGACCCAGCUUCUCAAACGGCGGAAACGUCGCGGACCAGGACCGCCGAGGCAUCUUCCUACUUCUCCGAAUUCUUAGAUGGUUCGACUAUGGUACCGACCCCCGGGGACACGAGGACGUGGAGAUUCUCAAAGACGGCAGCGUCGCCGAAAGAUGCGGACAAACCGAUACGCGCGAAGAUAAGGUCCGUGGCCGCCGAUGUGCAACAAGAGCGAAAACAACCUACUGGAAAAGUCCCUGUUGAUAAAAUGAAUGACUCGCCACUAAAGCCGCGAGUGCAAUCUUCAAUCCCAGUGCCGCCUGCUGGCGAGAAAGAACCACUCGGAUCUCUACCAUACGGCGAACAGGAGAAGCUUGUGAUUCAUGAUUUGCUUUAUGUGCUAAUGGGCAUUGAGGGCGCCUAUAUUCAACGCAGCGAUGUAGAAGUGGAAACGACCCAGUCAUCCCCAUUUCGCUGCGAUUCUACUAUGGAUCAAUCAAUUGCCGAACUGGUGAAGCGGAUUUUACCCCUUGCGGGUAACUUGGAAGUAGUUGAGCGGUUUAUCGACUCCCACUCAAAGUUUGAACAUGGGCGAGUACAGCAUGCCUUGGCAGCAACCAUGCGAAGUCUUGUGAAGAACUACCUUUUACUUAUAGUUCAAUUGGAGCACCAAGCUCUUACUGCCCCAAACUUUGGACUUCAGAAGUUGUGGUUUUAUCUUCAUCCUUCCCUGACCACUAUGUCAGCUCUGGCAUCAUUGAUUAAAGCGAUUGCCGAGGCGGAAGAGACCGGAAAGCUCAAACCAGAAGAGGGCAAAGACGAGCUGACUAAAAGUGCUUUGACCCCGGGAAAUCAGGCUGGUGGUGGCGUCUUACUUGGGAUUCUCUCCCAACAUAUGCUCUCUUUCAGUGGGGAUCCUGUUGUCAAAGCACUCUACUCGCAACUUCUGACCGCUGCUGCGGUUCCGUACACAGUCAUGUUGAGGACUUGGAUAAAUUCUGGGGAAAUCAUCGAUCCGUAUGAUGAGUUUAUGGUGCAGGAGAAGCGCGGGAUGGACAAGGAGCAGCUGUCUGAGGAUUUCAAUGAUGUUUACUGGGACAAGCGGUACACCCUCCGACACAGCUUUGUUCCGGACUUUCUAAAGCCAUAUGAGGAGAAGAUCCUGCACGCAGGCAAAUACCUCAACGUCGUACGUGAAUGUGGGAAGGAGGUAUCAAAGCCAUAUGCAGAACUACUGGACGAAAGUCGCACCCGGGCAACAAUAGGAGACGCCAUACAAGCGGUUGGCGGAGAAAGAUUCGUCCAGGAUAUCGAAGGUGCUUACCGGUAUGCCAACACCACGUUGCUAAGCCUACUAUUUAAUGACUACCAGCUACUGGCAAGGCUACGUUCCAUAAAGCACUUCUACCUGCUUGAGCAGUCGGACUUCCUGGUCCACUUCCUUGACGUGGCCCAUGAGCAUUUACUCAAACCUAUCGACGAAGUGCCCAUUGAGCAGGUUGCAUCGCUCUUGGAAUUAGUUUUACGAAAUCCUGCCGCAGGACCCCGCAGCCAUGAAUACAAAGAGGACGUAUCAGCAGAACUCUGUCGGACCCACUUCAUAAUUCAGCUGAUAAAAAUCAGCACGGUUUGUGGGAACGUCUUUGAUUUCGGCAGCAAAUCAUUUUUGGAAGAAGAGCUUCUCAGAGCAAGGAAGAAACAAUCCGGUAUUCAAGCAUUCCAACUUCAUUACGAUGUCCCGUUUCCCACCUCCCUCAUUAUCAAUAAAAAGGUCUUGGUGAAAUAUCAGGUUAUUUUCCGGCAUCUAUUUCAAUGCAAGUAUAUUGAGCGGCAACUGGGCGAUGCUUGGCGUCAUCAAUUGAAGUCGGGACUGUACAGCAAGGGGAGAAGGUUUCGCCGAAACAAAGGGCAUCAGCUCUUUACCGACUUGGACAGUGAGGAAGAGGAAGCUUUGGGUCGCGAAAGGGAGGAGUCACUUUUUAUGAGCCGAAUGUGUGCGCUGAGAGCGAAGAUGCUCCAUUUCAUACAGCAAUAUAUGUACCAUGUCGGCUAUGAGGUGAUUGAGCCGACCUGGUCAAAGUUCGAGGAGCGGCUGCAAAAGGCUCCAACCAUUGAAGCUGUCAUGACUCUCCACGAUGAUUAUCAAGAUGCGCUGUUGACAGAAUUGAUGCUUUCACACCUGGGAAUGGUGAAGGUGUUUAGAAAGCUGAUGUCUAUAUGUAUAGACUUCUGCAUCUUUUCGCAUUCAUAUACGCGCUUCAAAGCGCCGUACACGUUCGUUGCUGGAAAGGCGCCUUCCGAGUAUGGCAUCCCGGACAAUCUAGCUCACUCAUCACACCCAUCUGCGAUACCUGAUCCCCUCUCUGACGCAUACAUAUCUGCAACUGGUGGAACAGUUCUGAAUGCCGAGAACGCAAACCAAACGCUGAAAGAGUUGGAAACUACGUUCGUACACCAGAUGCGGACGUUAAUUGACACCUUGAAGCACCAUGCGACCACCGACGAUUAUCUGUUUGGCAACUUUGCGACGAGACUAGAUUACAACCUGUAUUACGCAAGGCUUCCACCGGAUCUAUCCAUUGUGGUUCAGGUGCCAAUGGAGGAACCAGAUUUGCUAAAUUCGGCCAUACCGGACGAAUAUGGCACAUCGUCGCGUCCAAUGUAAUUUUGAUUAAUACCAUAUGGUAUUCUCUUGUAAAUAAUAAGAAUGUGUUUAUAAAAAGGUAACCCCUU